Molecule: messenger RNA, 1176 nt
Organism: Exophiala aquamarina CBS 119918
Lineage: Eukaryota; Fungi; Ascomycota; Eurotiomycetes; Chaetothyriales; Herpotrichiellaceae
Exons: 1
Coding region: 1-1176 (391 amino acids)
Molecular function (GO): hydrolase activity, acting on carbon-nitrogen (but not peptide) bonds, in cyclic amides
Source: RefSeq, a predicted model, not a curated record
AUGAGUACAUCCGCUCCAAACCAAGCAUUCACAAUCAACAAUGUCCACGUAUUUGCUGGCAACGGCUUUAGCGAGCUACAGACAGUGUAUAUCUCCGGCGGCGUCAUAACUGCCUCCGCCGACGAUGCACAAACCACCAUUGAUGGCGAUGGCGGAUUCCUCAUUCCCGGCCUGAUAGACGCACACAUCCACCUAAACACGCCACACGAGCUGCAGGUGAUGGCUCGACAUGGAGUGACGACCGGACUGGACAUGGCCACCUGGCCACCCUCGAAGAUCGAGGCCCACCGCGGUUUUCCCGGAAGCACUGCCAGCGAUUUCCGGACACCUGGCCAACCGGCAACAUCACGUGGAAGCAUGCACGCGGCGAUCCUCCCACUGCCUCCGACGUCGCUGGUGUCAAGCCCCGAAGACGCAGUGCGCUUCGUCUCGGAGCGUGUCGCCGAGGGAGUGGACUACAUCAAGAUGAUUGCGGACGACCCGGGCCCGGACCAAGCGACGCUAGACGCCAUCGUCACCGAAGCACACAUACACGGCAAACUCGUCGUUGCGCAUGCUGCAGCCCUCCACGCGUUCCACAUGGCGCAAGACGCCGCGGCAGAUGUGAUCACGCACGUGCCCUGCGAUGGAGUCCUCGACGACGCAGCAUGCAUGCGCAUGGCUCGCGCGGAGAAACAGAAAGUCGCUGUCCCGACCCUCACGAUGAUGAAAGCCACCACUGGCGCCAUGGGCUGGCGCGGAUUGCUGACGAUGCUGCUUCAUCCAUUCGUCCUGCUCGAAGUCAUCAAGGCCAAGCGGCUGAAGCGCCAUGGUGCCGGGAAACCACACUAUGAGAAUGCGAGAGCGUCGGUGACUGCCUUGCACUGCGCUGGAGUGCCUAUCUUGGCCGGCACGGAUGCACACGUCGAGCCGACUAGCCCCGUGGAGGUGAAGCACGGAGAGGCGCUGCAUCAGGAGCUUGAGCUACUGGUGGAGGCGGGACUGUCGAAUCUAGAGGCCUUGCGCGCGGCGACAUCGCUGCCGGCGAAGUAUUUCGGAUUAAGUGAUCGGGGCGUCGUUGAGGUUGGCAUGCGUGCGGACUUGGUGCUGCUGAAGCAAGAUCCGAUUCGGGAUAUUAGCAAUACUAGGUCCAUCAGCAGGGUGUGGUGUGCUGGUGUACCUGUUCAGCUUGCGUAG